UUCUUGUUGCUGCGAAUCGAGCAAAGAGCUUCUUCUGAACGAUCGCAUCUAUCGUUUCGCGUUGUUGAACUGUCGGUACCUCUUAGAUACUGUUACUGUUACCUCGGAAGAAUUCUGCGAGCUGCGACGUUUCAUUUUUGCUCCUCUUGGCUCUUCGCUCAGUCUUCACUCUUCAGUCGUUUGGUUGAAUUCAAUGACGAGAAUGUGGCGAAUGCUUCUUCUGGUACAAUAGAUGGAUGGUUCACACGCGUCUUUACAACGAGUUUAGACGAACUUACAAAUUAACGUGUAUGUUUACCUGAUUGGCGUGCAAAAAAGUGAAAAAAAAAACGUGCGCGAAUUUAUUCGACACAACGAAGAAAAUACUAUUUCGAUUUUUUGUUCUUGUUUUCGACCAACAGGCAUACAGGCAACAGCAACGCCUAGUUGGAAAUUCUUUCGCGCUAUCCGGCUUUUUAUGGCUGUAACCGAUUAGAUUAAUACGAACGAAAUAGAAAGAAAUGGCACCCAGUACGGCGAGUACUCCUACCGGAGUAUUAUUCGAAGACGACCCAGUCGAACAGUUAGAAGCCAGUUUACACAACGAUCAUGAGCAAAUUACACCACCUAAGCCAACUAGAGAAUAUAAGAGAAAAUUAGUCUGGAGAAAUAUUAUCUUAUUUGUGUAUUUACAUUUAGCUGCACUAUACGGUGCAUAUUUAGCAUUAACGUCCGCCAAAUUAUUAACUGAUAUUUGGGCUUUCCUAUUAUACCAAGCCACCGGAUUAGGAAUUACCGCCGGUGCUCAUAGACUAUGGGCACAUAGAGCUUAUAAAGCCAAAUGGCCAUUAAAAGUGAUAUUAAUUAUAUUCAACACGAUCGCAUUCCAGAAUCACGUGUUCGAGUGGGCCAGAGAUCAUAGGGUGCAUCAUAAAUACACGGAAACGAACGCCGAUCCGCAUAACGCGAAACGUGGAUUUUUCUUCUCCCAUAUCGGAUGGCUGCUGUGUCGUAAACAUCCCGAUGUUAUCGAGAAAGGAAAAGGAAUCGAUAUGUCCGAUUUGGAACAAGACACCUUCGUUGCAUUCCAAAAAAAAUACUACUUAAUCUUGAUGCCUCUUUUCUGCUUCAUUAUUCCUACUGUGGUACCGGUUUACUUAUGGGGUGAAUCUUGGUUGAAUGCUUGGUUUAUUGCCGCCAUGUUCCGAUACACGUUUACCUUAAAUAUGACUUGGUUAGUGAACAGCGCCGCUCACAUGUGGGGAGACAGACCGUACGACAGAUAUAUUAAUCCAUCGGAAAACAAAGGUGUCUCGUUGAUGGCUCUAGGCGAAGGAUGGCACAAUUAUCAUCACGUGUUCCCGUGGGACUACAAGACGGCUGAAUUAGGAGACUAUUCGGCUAACACGACGACCGCAUUUAUCGACUUCUUCGCUAAACUCGGCUGGGCUUACGAUUUGAAAACCGUAUCCGCCGAAAUGAUCAAAAAACGCGCCGAAAGAACCGGAGACGGUAGCCAUCCGGUAUGGGGCUGGGGCGAUAAAGAUAUUCCGAAACAAGACAUCGACGCAGCGAUAGUUAUCAACAAAAAGGACGAUUAAAUAAUGUACGAAGUGCUCAUCAGUCAAAGAAAUCGUUUAAAUUAUGUAAAUGUGUGCACGUACAACCCCUUUGUAUGUUAUGUAUUAUGUACCGUACAUAUGUAAAGGUAUAAAUUGUUGAAAACGAUUGAUUGUGGAAGAACGAAAGAUUGAUUUUCAAUCUAUGUACCCCCUUCCUCCUCCUCUCUAUCUCUCUGGAAUCGUUUGGCCAUCCAUUUUAAUUACAUCGAUGAAAAAAAAAGAGGAUUCUUUUCGAUUAUUUAUUAUCGAGAAAAUCCGACAUUUUUAAACACGUUUGUUAAUUAUUUAUUUUUGUAAGUAAUAUGCUAUGGCAGUGUAGUAAGAAUAUGUGUAAAUUUGGCUUUUUCUUUCUUUUAUUUUUAUUAUUUAUUUUUUUUUGUUUAUAUUUUUCACGUUUUGUUUGCCUUUCUAUCAUUCUCAUGUUAAUUUAUUUUAUUUUAAUUUUUUUUUUCGAUUUAAAAAAAAUAUGUGAAACUUUGAAGACUAGACAGUAACGAGUAUGAUGAAUUUGGUAUUUAGAUACAUUUAAACUUACAUACCUACGUAUUACAUAUUAUGGAAAGUAAUUCUGCGAAUUUUUUCUUCUCUAGUUUUUGAAACUAUAUAAUUUAAAUCGGUGCGCAAGUGAUACCAUGUAUGAUUUUUUUCCCGCGAAAAUUUAUUCGAUUUUUAAAAUGCAAACUGAAAUUCUUUUUUCAAAUAGAUCGAACAAUUAUGUUAACGUUGCACGGAUGCUAAAAUCACUAUUUGUUAUACGAGUUUUUUUUCAAAUUUAUAUGUUUUUACGAGACAUUAUCAAGUUUAAUUAUUUCAAACGCUAAUAAACGCUAUAAAAAAAGAAGAUAUUACAUUUUAGGUUUUUUUUCUUUGUAUUUGUAAUUAAAAUGGCUGUGGAUUAUUUUUUUUAAUGCGUGCGUCAAAUUGGGUAAUGUCUUACUAAGUUAAAUAUUUUAAAUCACGAAAUCGAUCAUGGAUUUUUUUUGUUUUUUAUUUAUGCGAAGAUGUGGCGUGUCAAAGCUAGUCACUGUUUUUGCAUCUUUCAUUUUAUUAUUUUUGUCGAAGCGUUAACAUUUUUUUUGUUUUUUUUUUAAUUUUUAAAUGACGCAGUCAUUUCGCUGAACAUGAACACAGCACAACGAUUCAAAUAAUGAAUUGAUGUAAUAUUCAAUUUUUUUUUCGCUUGAUUGAAAUUACUGUUGCUAGGUUUAUAAGUAAAGUCUUUGAGAUACUUCAAUGUAAACGUAAGUUCAUUUUAUUAUCUAAGUUGAUCUAAGUUGAUACUUGAUAAUGUUUAAUUAAUAUAAAUAUUAAUGUAAAUAAAAUAUUUUUAUGUAAAA
This is a messenger RNA of Planococcus citri (citrus mealybug), 2938 nucleotides long. Its product is annotated as acyl-CoA Delta-9 desaturase-like. Gene Ontology annotation, molecular function: iron ion binding; stearoyl-CoA 9-desaturase activity. Bases 501 to 1580 code for a protein of 359 amino acids. The transcript is spliced from 6 exons. Gene Ontology annotation, biological process: unsaturated fatty acid biosynthetic process. The record is from RefSeq and is a predicted model, not a curated record. Gene Ontology annotation, cellular component: endoplasmic reticulum membrane. Lineage: Eukaryota; Metazoa; Arthropoda; Insecta; Hemiptera; Pseudococcidae.